Messenger RNA from Armigeres subalbatus, 3230 nucleotides. It is a transcript of the gene Wdr59, whose product is annotated as GATOR2 complex protein Wdr59. Gene Ontology annotation, cellular component: vacuolar membrane; Seh1-associated complex. Gene Ontology annotation, biological process: cellular response to amino acid starvation; positive regulation of TORC1 signaling. Gene Ontology annotation, molecular function: signaling adaptor activity; protein binding. Bases 152 to 3040 code for a protein of 962 amino acids. Lineage: Eukaryota; Metazoa; Arthropoda; Insecta; Diptera; Culicidae. The record is from RefSeq and is a predicted model, not a curated record. The transcript has 7 exons.
CUCCAUCAGUCGCUCCUUAUCAGCUCUUAUCAGUAUUGUGAUUGACGUUAUCAGUGUCAACAACAUCGAAAAUCAAAAACAAAAAUUAUUCCAAUUGUAAUGCGUGAAACAGCUCCUGCUUUUGUGUGAUUACAAUAUUGCAAACAAAAAUAUGUUAUCCUCUUUUACGGAGGGGCCCCGCUUCGGAGCCCCGGGUACAAGCUUUGCAUCCAGCAUGGGGGCAUCGAGUAUCGGAGGACUUGAUUCUGUUGGCAGCCUCUCUCGCCGCAGUGCUUGGGUCCGCGAGUACCGUGAUCUUCAGGCGAAUGUUAUGUCCGUCGACUGGAGUGGUUCCUGGAUUCUGCUGGCCGGAAGACGCCAGCUUGCAUUGCAAUCAAUUAAGGACUACGAGAAUCACGAUUCUCCGGUAAUGAUGAGCAGAGACGAUAGCAACGGUGGGAGCCCGAGUGGGUUAACCAAGUUCCCCCGACCUUGGAAGUACGAAGUUUCGGCAGCCGAGUGGGCCAUCUGUAAGGACAGUCAGGAAUAUUGUGCCAUUGCGACAAGUCAAACGAUUGAGGUGCUGACCUGGGAAUCAGGAAGACCUACGACCAAGCACUCACUCAGGGCACAUACGCGUAUGAUUACGGAUAUUGAUUGGCACUCGAAAAUUCCGCACCUGCUGGCGAGUUGCUCGAUUGACACCUUUACGCAUUUGUGGGACUUGCGUGAUCCGAGAAAACCUGUCCUGUCGUUAAAUGCGGUAUGCAUGUCCGGUGCCAGUCAGGUGGGGUUCAAUAGAGUAUCGGGGAACUUGGUGGCCACCGCUCACGAUGGUGACUUGAGGAUUUGGGAUCAACGUAAAGGUUCCUGUCCUAUUCAGUACAUUACGGCACAUUUGUCAAGAAUCCAUGGAAUUAAUUGGAGUCAUGAUCACGAAACAAGUCUGUCGACCGCCAGUCAAGACGGUACGGUAAAAUAUUUCGAUAUAAACAAUCCGAGAAGAGCGGAGAAGAUAAUUACGACGUCAAAUCCGGUUUGGAGGGCUCGUUACACUCCGUUUGCGGAUGGGUUGGUGACGAUAAGCGUUCCACACCAAGGACGAGGAGAGCACAGUUUGUUAAUGUGGAACAAUUCCAAACAAGAUGCCCCAAUCUGUUCACUAACUGGUCACACUGAUGUGGUUCUGGAUUUCGCGUGGAGAAGAACCAGUUUAACAGGUUCGGAUCCGGAGUUGAUUACGUGGUCCCGCGAUCAAACGAUGCGAAUUUGGCGUAUAGACGAGGAAAUUCGGAAGCUUUGUGAACGCUAUCCGAUGGAAGAAGAUGACGGAUUGAUAAUUGAAGAGGGUGUCAGUCUAUCGAGAGUCAAUUCGGGAAAUAAUUUGAAGAGUCCCACACGAGAGAAACAACCAUCCGUAUCGUUGCAGCAUGAGUUCUCUCUGUUGAAUCCCAAUAUUCCGCACAUAGACAUCGAAGUGCUGGAUCCUGUAAAGAGGACUGCCACCGUGCGGAUCUCUGUCAACGGGUAUGUGAUUAUGCUUCAGGUGAACUUCCCUCUUCAAUAUCCAAACAACGGAAUUGGUCCCGAGUUCACAUACUGUCAAGGAACAUCAAUUGACGAUAGUUUGUCGGUGACGCUUAUGAGAGUCCUCCGUGCAACGGCAAGCCAGCGGGUGAAAAAGGGUCGAACCUGCCUGGAGCAAUGUCUUCGAGCGAUGGUAACUCAGCUGAAAAAGUCUUCCAGUAACGGAGAUAAGCACCUGCGGUUGCAAUCACCUCGGUUGGAAGGUGCACUUAGUAGUGCCUUGCACGAUGCCUGUAUUCCUUUCCCGAAAACUUCCGGUGCUCGAUUUAGCCAGGUGGGAAUACUUGUGACCUUUUCGAGACCGCUGAAUACCAAACGAAUCAGUUUGAAGCACCAGAAUACUACUCCGCGAGCGCUUUCCGCUUUGAGUGGCGGGUAUCUUGGGAACGUAAUGGGAUCUCAACCGAUUCUUUACGCACAUAGAGAUCCCAGCGCUUCUUCGUUCUAUGUUCCUGACAGGCAAAAAACUUCUCGAAACCGUGGAGCACAGCCGAAAGUUUGCGUAGCAACCGUGAACGUCUAUGAUAUCUCUAAGAUCCUGUACGUCAGCAAAGAACUUGCUGAAAACUAUAUCAUCAGUACAACUAACGUGGCAGAGAUGUGUCGCCACAACAAAGAAGUAGCUCAAAAAUACGGCCGCCCAGAUCUGGUCCAGUGUUGGUCGCUGGCUGGAAUGAUCGCCCAGCCUAAUGCCGAUUUCGACGCGGACGACGACAUGUUGUGCUCGCAGAAUCCUUUCGCAAAAAGUCUCCUGGAGUCAUUGAUCAGUCAUUUUGCCAAAAUCUACGACAUUCAGACGGCGGCGAUGCUGUGCUGCGCUUUUGGGCGGCACUGCCCUUCACUGUUCGAGUUAUCGCACAGUUCCAGCUCGAGCAGCAAAUCCGUAAACCAAAGCCACAUUCUUAGUGGUCUGCGCAAAAUCAAGCCAAGCGGAUCCCCCUAUCAUACAAUUCUUCCAGUGGAUAGUGCAAACUCCAACAACGUUUGGAACCUGGCCCAGCAGUUGAAGCACUUGCGGAGCAACUCAUGGUCGGAUUCGCUGGACGACUGUCGCAUAGCCGGGCUCGGGGAUAUCAACCGGAGCCUUCUGGGCGACAGCAAUCGCUAUCUGUACGAUAACUUCAAACGUGCCUAUGCGGAAAUGUUGUACCGCUGGGGUUUACUGGUGACUAGAACGAAGAUACUGAAGUAUCUGUCCAGCUACGCGGAACCGCCCCGGUGCGUGGGGUUUGUGACGGAAUGUCCUCUGUGCUGCCGAAUCGGUCAACCAGCAUGCUCCACGUGCAAGAAGCCGGUGCUUUACUGUACGCUCUGCAGACUUCCGGUGCGCGGGGCUGCCAACGCAUGCCUUCACUGCGGCCAUGGAGGACAUACCGAGCACAUGCGAAUUUGGUUUGAUAAGUACGACGAAUGUGCCACGGGGUGCGGGUGCCAUUGUUUGCAGAAGAGUUCUGCUUUGUGUAAUUUAAACUAGAGUAGACAUUUUAAUUCGGUUAAAUACACUGUUGGGCGUAUAUUACGAAUAGAAUUCCGUGAGGUUGAUCGAUUUUGGCUAUUCUCCGUGAAUCGACCAUGGAAUUCAAAUGGAAGCAUUCAACUAUUUUCACUUCAUUCGCGCAAUCUCACGUUUUGCUACUCUUAGAAUAAAGCUCAUUUAAAAAUGA